This is a messenger RNA of Fraxinus pennsylvanica, 1293 nucleotides long. Lineage: Eukaryota; Viridiplantae; Streptophyta; Magnoliopsida; Lamiales; Oleaceae. The record is from the annotation of a GenBank genome assembly.
AUGUCAGGUAAGGGAAGCUUCGCUGUGUCGCGGAGCCAUGGGGGAGAUAGAUUUUACAAUUUGUCGGUGGUGCGGAGGCAACAACAAAUGUUGUUACAACAACAACAGUUUAUGCAGAAGCGGCAAUUGACGCACCAUCAACAGCAGCAGGAGUUGCAGACGACUGCGCUAAAGACAGAGUAUUUGACCCAUGCUAAGGCGGGGAACCGAAGUGAGCCUGAUGUGUGGUGGGUGCUGUGUGGUGGUGUGGGUGUUACAGUGGUAACUGAUGGUGUUUGUAGUGGGUGUUGUGUGUGGUGUGGUGGUGACAAUGCUAUGUUCCGGGAGAGAGCUAAAAGAGUCUUACUGUCUUCGGCUAAAGAGAACAUUGAGAAGAUCAAGAAAGCCGUAGAUGAAGGCAAUCACUAUGGGGCUCAACAGAUGUACAAGUCUUUUAGUGCGAGAUAUAUUGCGGCCGAGAGGUAUUUGGACGCCUUGAAUAUUCUGCAAUCCGGUGCUUGCGUGCAAUUAGAAAAUGGGCAGGUUACAUGUGGGGCUGAGCUUGCCAUCUUGUUUGUAGAAGCACUUGUUAAAGGAAAAUUUCCUUAUGAUGAUGAUACUGUUGAUCGUAUCUCGAAAAUCUACAAAAAAUUCCCUCGCAUACCAGUACCACAACAUUUGGACCUGGCUGAUGAUGAUGACAUGCAACAACUCCAAGAAGCUCUUGGAGCUGCAAAAAUGCGUGUAGAGGGUUGCUUAUCUUUUUUGAAGGCUUCUAUUAAGUGGUCUAUUGAAUUUGGAGCACAUAGGAAUGGAUCUCCCGAACUCCAUGAUAUGCUUGCUGGUUAUAUAUAUUCAGAGUCUCCUGAGGUGGAUAUGACCAGAGUGUCAUAUCAUUUUGUUCGAGGGAAGAAUCCGAAGAAAUUUGCUUCAACUCUAGUGAGUUUCAUGGGCAAGUGUUACCCAGGUGAAGAUGAUUUGGCCAUCGCACGGGCAGUUUUGAUGUACUUAUCUCUAGGCAAUCUAAGAGAUGCUAAUAUCCUUAUUGAUGAAGUGAAGAAGCAAGUUCAAUGUGAAGAAAUUGAUUUUCCUCGAACAGAACUGAUGCAGCUGAUUAAUUAUUUGCUACUGACGUUGCAGAGAGAUGCUUUGCCUCUUUUUAAUAUAUUGAGACAGAGAUACAGGUCCAGUAUAGACACAGAACCUGUAUUUAAUGAGUUUCUAGAUGAAAUUGCUGAAAAGUUUUAUGGAGUCCAGCGUAGAAAUCCCAUGCAAGGAAUGUUUGGUGACAUUUUCAAGAUGAUGGCAGGAUAA